Molecule: messenger RNA, 2847 nt
Organism: Camponotus floridanus (Florida carpenter ant)
Lineage: Eukaryota; Metazoa; Arthropoda; Insecta; Hymenoptera; Formicidae
Product: monocarboxylate transporter 12
Exons: 12
Coding region: 387-2402 (671 amino acids)
Biological process (GO): monocarboxylic acid transport; transmembrane transport
Molecular function (GO): monocarboxylic acid transmembrane transporter activity
Source: RefSeq, a predicted model, not a curated record
AAACGUUUGAAAUAUUUUUAGAACUACACGCGCGUACAUAUUGUGAGAGUACACAGUGAUCGGUAGGAAAAAAACGAAAAAAAACAGGAAAUUUACGCAAAUAUCAACUUCCUCUGUUGCGCAAAGGAGAGCGAUAAGGACUUAUUUUGUCCGCGAGUCGAUUCAUUUUAGCACAGCUGAUUAAAUCACUCGCGCAUGUGGACCACCGGGGUGUCGCGGAUUGACUUGUCCGAGACAGAGACAAACAAAGCGCUCUUGUUGAAGAAUCGUGAAAGCAUCUUCAAGAAGAGACGCGUUUGCUUUGUCUGCCUGUGUGGUAGAGAGAAGAUCGCGGUGCGAGUUUACAAUCGUCUGGCAGAAUAAAGCGAGAUUUAAACGGCACGACAAUGUCGACGAUAAUAGCUAGCAAAACGGAAGAGCAGAUCUCGAACGCGAGCAAAUCGCAGCAAAAUGAUCGCAACAAGAUUGAUGAGCUGCAGCUCGAGGACGUUAACGACAAUAACAAUGAUGAGACCAUCGAAGUGGAAAUGGUGGUACCACCUGACGGAGGAUGGGGCUGGGUGAUUGUUGGAGCCUCCUUCAUGUGCAACUUUUUCGUCGAUGGUAUCAUCUUCAGUUUUGGCGUAUUCUUGAAUGAAAUCGCGGGUGCAUUUUCCAUAUCGAAAGCGAGAGUCGCACUUGUCAGUUCAUUACAAACUGGAUUUUAUCUCAUGGCUGGACCCUUCGUGUCCGCCCUGGCUAAUCGAUAUGGCUUUAGACUGGUGGCGAUAUUAGGAAGUGUAAUAAGUUGUAUCGCUUUCGUCCUCUCGUAUUUCAGUACAUCUAUCGAAUUCCUUUACAUUUCUUACGGCGCAAUCGGUGGUAUCGGUGCGGGAUUGAUAUACGUGCCAGCCGUAAUAACUACCGGAUUUUAUUUCGAGAGAUGGCGAGCUUUAGCUACAGGUAUCGCGGUAUGUGGCUCUGGAAUUGGUGCAUUUUUGCUUGCACCGAUCUCAGAUAUACUCGUAAAAAAUUUCGGCUGGAGGGGAGCUCUGCUAUUUCAAGCAGGCAUGCUAUUAAAUUGCGCCAUAUUCGGCGCAUUGUUCCGUCCUUUAAAACCAACGAGAAUUAAGGUGAAGAACACCUCAGAAAACGCCGCGCUCGAGGUAAAAACUGCGUUGAUAGGAAAGGGUGUGUCAACGACCUCAUUACAUUGUGUGCAACCGAAUAGAAGUGGUUUCUUUGGCACGAAUAAUAACACGGAAUAUCCGACGGCAGCAGAAGUUUUCAGAAGUAACCCUAAUAUAGUAAACUCUAAGUCCUUGCAUUCGUUGCACAAAGUGCACGUGGAGACACAGUUGGAGAGGAAGGUGAGCAGUUCGGAGAAACAGCUAUCCUCGCCGAUAUAUCCUGACUUGGACGUUGUAAAUAACGAAGAAAAGAUAGCCGAAGAGAACAAUCUGCUCAGCGGCGACUUGGAACGGUUAAACGGACAAGUACCAACGAUUCGCCGACAUACGAUACAUAGCGCCAGACGCCUUCGAACAGAUUCUGAAUGCAGUCAAAAGUCUCUUAAAAUGGGCAAACGAAAUCCUAAAGAUCCGCAGAGACCGUUUUAUAGAGAUGAUAUUUUUUAUGGCGGCUCUUUGAACAGACUUUCUCAUUACAGAUCGCAGCAAUCAUCGGUUGGUUAUCACAUGUCAGUGACGCGGCUGCCAACAGCAACGGAUGUAGCGGAGGAGAAGAGUGGAAGUUGCUACCUGUGUCCGGAAAGUGUGAGACGAAUUCUGACCACAAUGCUCGAUUUAAGUCUUCUAAAAAGUCCUUCCUUUCUAAUACUAGCGAUUUCUGGCGGCCUCACCAUGAUGGGCUUUUAUACACCUUUUAUGUACCUGCCAGAUCGAGCUAUAAAGGGUAACAUGGAUACUUCUACGGCCAUGUUCCUCGUUUCGGUGAUUGGUAUCGGUAAUACCAUCGGUCGUAUCGUUUGUGGUCUAGCAAGCAGUUUCCCUGGAGUUAAUGCUUUGAUCGUGAAUAAUAUGUUUAUCAGCGUUGGCGGUUUAGUCACAAUAUUCUCCGGCAUUUCUCUGACGGAGGGAUAUCAGUUUUUUUAUGCAGCCAGCUUUGGUCUUAGUAUAUCUGUCUUUGCUUCUUUGAGAUCGAUUCUAGUUGUGGAUCUGCUCGGUUUAGAAAAACUGACAAACGCUUUUGGACUGCUUCUUCUGUUUCAAGGCGUGGCAGCGACUGUAGGCGCACCUCUCGCAGGUGCACUCAUGGAUGCGACUGGAAGUUACGACGCCUCGUUUUAUCUAUCUGGCAGCUUGAUUCUCGUAUCAGCUGUGAUUUGUUACCCGUUAAAAAGAAUUAACAUGUGGGAAAAGCGUAACGAAGAGAAUCCAAUGACGGACCCUUCCGCAUCCUGAUCGAAGACGCAAAACUAUACUACAUUCAACAUAUUCCACGCGCGUGCUUAAAUGCGCUUGAUGCAUAAUUUAUAGCAUAGCAUGCAUUUGAAUCGAGAAUAUAAUUAUGCCGUACGCGCUCACGCCAUCGAAUAGAUCGAAUAAAAAACGAUCGAUCUCGUGCGCGCGAUUGAUUGCAUUUGCUCGCGCUUAAAAACAGCUUCUUGGAGCAGAAUCCGAGCAUGUAUCUGGAAAAUCUGUUUAUAUUAUAAAAAGAGAAUGGAAAGGAAAGUGCCUUUGACAUGCUUGAAUCCACUUUGAUUCGCGCGUUAAAGCUUUGAUCGUUUCCUUUGAUUUCUUAAUAGGACUUCAUGAAGCAAUGUAACAAUUUUAUCUCAAUAAUUAUAAUAUAAUAAUUUUAUCAAUAAAUUUAUCAUAUCAAUUGUAAAUUUCUAAUAAGCGAUCU